This is a messenger RNA of Opisthorchis viverrini, 648 nucleotides long. RefSeq lists its product as hypothetical. The transcript has 3 exons. The coding region runs from base 1 to 648 and encodes 215 amino acids. NCBI's taxonomy places the organism in Eukaryota, Metazoa, Platyhelminthes, Trematoda, Opisthorchiida, Opisthorchiidae. The record is from RefSeq and is a predicted model, not a curated record.
AUGAACAUUGAGAUCAGCAUGAACGGGCUAAUCACUGAUGGAGCGGUGCAUCGGGCGUUGCAGCCAUUAAGGCGUCCCGCAGCAGUGGAAGAGGAGCAGGUACACCUGAUGGCUGAAUCAGAACAGCGGGCCGCCGAACAAAGCUUCAGCAUUGUCCCGCCCUAUCGUGAGUUUGGAUACAACGUAAACUCCAUUUUGUGGAUAUUCAACGCCAUGAACACUGGUGUUCGGUUGUUAUCGGGUCACCACUUGUUGAGUCUAUGGGACCGAUUCCAGAGGAUUCGGAGUAUGUGCGAUGCGAGUCUUGUCUCAGCCCCAUACACACUUCUUCAAGUGGGAGUCCUUGUGAUGAGGCAUGUGGCCUCCAACGAUCUGGACUUUCUCAGCUUGAUUAUGAAUUCCAGAUUUGGAGUUGAAGCGUUAUACGUGCCAUGUGGUGAUCGGGACCGAACAGAUUUGAAGCGCCGGCCAAAGAGGGCACUGAAUCCUGAGAGAACGGAAGAGGUUUGGCGCUGUGAGGCGUUAGUUCGUAGUGCUAACGUCUACUGCGUCCACAAUAUGGACGAUGCCGGCUGUGAGCAAGACAACUACAGGUUUGAGUCCCUGGAAACAAAAGAUGUCCUGCGGGAGCACCCGCACUACUCCUAA